UUAAAAACCAAACACGAAAAAUCAUGGCCGAUCAGUGGAGAUUAACAACACCGGAUCUAUUGAGUCAGGUAAAGCGAACUAGCCGCAUAAUCUUAUCUUUCUUUGUUUCUAAACAAAGUUUAUUAAUCCUUCUUGCUUUUCCACACAUUUAGCUUGCUACUCUUGCGUUUUUAAAUGGGGGAGAAGAGGGCAAAAACCUGUACCAUAGCUAUCUUGUUGGCCGCACAGGAUAUGAAAUUUAUCAAAGACUGAAAGAUAAAGCUCCACCGAGCGAGGUUGAUGUUCUCAGGGUGAGUCUAAAGAUUAUGAAGUUGAUCUUGACAUAGCCGUCGUUUGGUUUAUAACUUGCCGUGGUAAAUUUGACAGAUAUCAAAUAUUUGUCAUUUGAUGGAUCAAAAUUUGCUUACAGUUGCAAUUUUGUUGUGUUUCUAUGCGGGUGUGUGCAUGAGCCUACUUGAAGGGCUAGGUUUUCAUGAGUUUGUCUAGAGAUGAGCCGAUGAUCGCCAAAACAUCAGCAGAGCCGAUUAACAGCUACAAUUAUCACAAUCAACCAAUUUUGUUUCACUAGCCAGUCUAUGUCGGUUUGUCCCUGUUUUAAUAUCAUGAUUUCUCAUUUUAAGGGCCUGUUCAUACGAGCCGAGCUGGCCUGUUAAACUGGGCUAGCUUGCUUGCGGGGCCAAGUUGUUAUUUGUUUCACAUAAGAUGGGCUGGCCCGGCAAGCAACAUAAGAAUUCUCACGCAAUUUUUGGCGGGAACGCGAUAUUUGCUUUAAUUUUAAAAAAUGCUAUUUUUAUUGUCGGAAACUGCUUUGGAAGUUUUGAUAGUUUAGUUUUUGUUUUGAAUUCUUAGAUGUACCCGUACUUAGUUAGAUGCUUUCUAGAUAGAAUAAAGCAUGCGUUGUGACAUAAUUUCAUAGUUUUGCUAAGUGUGUUCACAUGAGCCCGGGAAGGUGAGAUCUCGCCUUGCUCAAAUGGGAGCUCGGCAAACCGGGCCAACGCAGUUCUCAUGUGAAUCAAAUUUCAAAAACAUAUAAAAGCAAAUAUACGAGGUGAGAUCACGCCACUUGCAAAUCAGCCCAGCUCAUAUGAACUGGCCCUAAGAGUAUAAUUGUUUGGGAAACACCGAGAUUGAAACACUGCAAAGAUUACACUGGUCAAAUUUGUCCUUGAGCCGCCAAAUUCAAAUUUAUGGUGAAUCCGAACUAGUGAAAAAACGUGUUUGAAAUUCUAUAUGUGAGAAAAAAUUAUAACAGCCAACCUGAAAAGUCAGCUGCAAUUGCUACAUCCCAUCCAAAACUGGCGAGUCGAGUAAAACACUAAACCCAUUAAAUUAAGCACUAAAUUACCUUCGACGUGUGGAUCUUUUCUGAAAUGACCUGAUGGGAUAUGGUGUAUACUUGAUGUUGUUGUUUGUGCAAGCCAUUUUUAAAGUUGUUUUUAAAAGCAACCUUUCUGCACCUGAAUACUUACUUUUUAACAUAAUUUUAGUGGUAAAGAUACUAGCAGACCCCAAACUGCUUAUGCAUGCGUACACUUGGCGUAAAAAAAUACCUGUGGUUCCAGUUCCCAACCGACCCUGUUUUUUUCUGCCAACCCUAUUAUUUUUUCAACGCGAUUGACCGUGCAACCCUAUUUUCUCCGGGUGGUUGUGGGCUUCUGCCAACAUGGGCAGAUUUACUGGAGGGGUUAGGGGGGGUUAAACCCCUCCUAGAAUCUCUCUAACCCCUCUUAUAAAGUGUUCAACCCCACCAAAAUUUUGCUUCACCCCUCCUAUUUAGUGUGAAAGUCUUUAGCCUUAACGCCUAAACCCUGUCGAAGCUCGCUCAGUGGUGCCGCUUGCACCCCACCAGAAUUUUUUCUACCCCUCCUUUAAAAAAAAUGAAAAUCCGCCCUUGUCUGCCAAAAUGGCGUUUGUUGUCAAACUAAUUAUUUAAAAAACCGUGAAAAAAAUAUUCAAAAAAAAUUAUUUCCGACCUACCGACCCUAAUUUUUUCGCGAUAUGAAACCGGAACCACAGGGGUUUUUUUUACGCCCUUUGUGGAAUUUGCAGUUUAGCAUACAUAUUUACUGUGCAGUAAUUUUAUAUCAAUUUUUAAAUUUGAUGUUUUCUAGGAACAAACCAUCAAAAACAUUGCAGAAUAUGUGAAGAAGAAUCCUAGAGCAUCGGAAACGCAGUUGAAAAAUGAAUUGACAAAACAAAUAAAAACAUUUGCUGAGAAAGUAGAAGCAUUGCAAAAACAAUAACUCUAUUAUUGCAGCACAUUAAUAUAGCACAUUAAUUUCAUGUAUUGAUACUGUAAAUAUAGUCUUCAUUUGUUAGAUGUUACAAAUGCGAACAUAUACAUGACUAACAUGAGUAGCAUCAGGCCAAAUUUUCUCUUCCUUAAAUGCAGGUGGAUGGAAGGGAAAAGAAGGGCAUGACACAAAUGCAUUUCUGGCCACAUGUAAAAAAGCCAAAAUCCAGCUUUCACCUGAUUGGUCUAUCAGAAAAAAGUUUUAUAAUUCUGUUUUUGAUUGACCAGUACUAAUUAGAUUAUACUAUGCUGUGUUGGUGUAAUGUACUCAGGUGAAUAAGAUGCUUGUGUGAUGUUACUCUGGGUGUACAUCCACACUAGGCAGGCUUGAAAAAUAUGCCUGGCCACGGUGGGAUUCGAACCUACGACCUUUGGCAGAGCAUUGGGCUAGUAUUCCAAAGGUCGUAGGUGCGAAUCCCACCGUGGCCAGGCAUAUUUUGCAAGUCUGCCCAGUGUGGAUAUACACUCAGAGUAACAUCACACAAGCAUUAGAUUAUACUAUGUUCAUGAUAUAUUUAGCAGUUUUAACUAUAUUAAAUUGUUUUUGUGUGAAAUUGACAUUUACCUGUAUUGGGCACUAAAGACAGACUUUACUAUAUGUAGAGGCACUUGGGCUGGGCGGCAUUCUACAUUUCCACUCAAGUGUGUGCAAGAUUAUUGGUAUCAAAUUGUUUCCUUUUUUUGUAACAAAGUUAUCAAUGGACAACUAUGAAAGGAUGACAUAUCUAAUUUGGAUUAUAAUGUGCUAAACCAUAAUAAAAAAGUGUAAAUUGGAUCCAAUGCCCACUCCACUGACUAUAUCGAUUAUUUGGACAGUGAUCACUUGUCAACAUAUUAAGGUCAUGUUCUUGUUGAUGGGAAAAUGUCAGAUAGUUUGAUGUGUUGUUCAAGAGAUUUGUAGAUGGAAAAUUCGAAUGGAAUUUGGAGCAGUUGCGAAACAUGCAACCAAUGGCCCUCUGGCAGGAAUCGAUGCUGUGGCCCCGCGUUUCCGGUGCACCGCUCUAACCAACUGAGCUACAGAGGCC
Messenger RNA from Paramuricea clavata, 3318 nucleotides. Lineage: Eukaryota; Metazoa; Cnidaria; Anthozoa; Malacalcyonacea; Plexauridae. The record is from the annotation of a GenBank genome assembly.